This is a messenger RNA of Acipenser ruthenus (sterlet), 4186 nucleotides long. Its product is annotated as alpha-1A adrenergic receptor. The coding region runs from base 806 to 2167 and encodes 453 amino acids. Gene Ontology annotation, cellular component: membrane. Gene Ontology annotation, biological process: phospholipase C-activating G protein-coupled receptor signaling pathway; cell-cell signaling; adenylate cyclase-activating adrenergic receptor signaling pathway. The transcript has 3 exons. The record is from RefSeq and is a predicted model, not a curated record. NCBI's taxonomy places the organism in Eukaryota, Metazoa, Chordata, Actinopteri, Acipenseriformes, Acipenseridae. Gene Ontology annotation, molecular function: alpha1-adrenergic receptor activity.
AAUUGAAUGCUAUGCCAGGAGUCGACGUAAAUACUUACGCUGUAGAGAGAGAGAGAUAGAGAGAGAGAGCAGUGAGUCACUUCCAAUUAGCCUUUCAGAACGGAGUUUCUUUGUGAGGGACACGAACGACGGGACCUUUGCGUUUCAAGAGGAGAGAGGAGUGAGCUUGCAUUGACUGAGUCAGGUUUCAACCCGACUGGCACAGAGAUACAGAUGAGCGCAGAGCAACAAGCGGGAUUCACCCUCAGCGCCCCCGCAGCUGUCUCGGAGACCUAACCCGCGCUCGUCUCUUCUUUUUCACAGCGAGAAACUUCUUUAUUGUCCUUUGUUUUCACUGCACGUUGCUGUUGUUCAGAAAGAACGAACCUUUGCUCUAAUAACAUCACUGUGAAGCGCCGAGGGCUUUCAUUCCUCAGCGGGCUGACACAGCAAGGAUCACAGAACAGGCUGGACUGUUUCUGUCAAACAGCUGGACUGGAGAAAUCAAUCGUUUUUGCAGUUUUGCAAAGCCCUGCAGUUCCCACAGUAAAAAACCCUUUGCGUGUCACAAGAUGCACUCAACAUGCCCUUUCCGCUAUAACUAUUUGCCACAAGACCCUGCCAAGCUUUUUUUAUGAUGGAACAUGCUUAAAUUUACUCUACGCAAGAAAAACAAACAAAAAAUAUCUUGGAGAUUUGAAGCAGCCCAUUGAAAAAACCGACUGGAGAACAGAGAUUACGACCACUUUCUACGUUAAACCUCGUGUGAAUUUUAAAAAAAAUACCUCCCCCAUAUUCCUGCGGUUCUCCGGGUCUCUGCGGAGCGAUGGUCCUGCUUUUGGAAACCGCUCCGCCCGGGAUCUUCUCCAACUGUUCCAACUGCACUCAGACUGCGGGCGCGGGGGUGGACCUCACAAAGGCGCUGACCCUGGGGCUGAUUCUGGGGGUCUUCAUCGUGUUCGGGAUCCUGGGAAACAUCCUGGUCAUCCUCUCCGUGGUCUGCCACCGGCACCUGCAGACGGUCACACACUACUUCAUCGUGAACCUGGCGGUGGCCGACCUGCUGCUCAGCUCCGUCGUGCUGCCCUUCUCUGCCACCUUCGAGAUCCUGGGCCGCUGGGUCUUCGGCAGGAUCUUCUGCAACAUCUGGGCAGCUGUGGACGUGCUGUGCUGCACCGCCUCCAUCAUGAGCCUAUGCGUGAUCUCCGUGGACCGCUAUGUGGGGGUCAGCUACCCGCUGCGCUACCCCGCCAUCAUGACGGAGCGCCGCGGGCUCCUGGUGCUGCUGGGGCUCUGGGCUCUGUCCAUCACCAUCUCCAUCGGGCCCCUCUUCGGAUGGAAGGAGCCGGCACCGGAGGACGAGAGCGUGUGCAAGAUCACGGAGGAGCCCGGCUACGCCAUCUUCUCUGCGUUCGGCUCCUUCUACGUGCCGCUCACCGUCAUCCUGGUGAUGUACUGCCGGGUGUACGUGGUGGCCAAGCGGGAGACACGCGUGCUGAGGUCCGGGGUGAAGAGAGAGAGAGCAGGCUGCGCGGUGGAGGAGGUGACCCUGCGCAUCCACCGGGGGAACACCGUCACCCCUCCCAGCGACGAGGCCCUGAAGAGCCGCACACACUUCUCCAUCCGUCUGCUCAAGUUCUCGCGCCAGAAGAAGGCCGCCAAGACCCUGGGCAUCGUGGUGGGCUGCUUCAUCCUCUGCUGGCUGCCUUUCUUCAUCGUGCUGCCCAUCGGGUCUAUUUUCCCUGCUUACCGGCCCUCGGAGACCGUCUUCAAGAUCACGUUCUGGCUCGGAUACUUCAACAGCUGCAUCAACCCCAUCAUCUACCCCUGCUCCAGCCAGGAGUUCAAGAAGGCCUUCCAGAACGUGCUGAACGGGGGCCCGGGCCCCAAAACGCCCCCACUGGGGCUCCCAGAGGGGCACAGGGACCCGGGGCUCAGCCCCUCCAGGCCGGUGUCCUGCCAGCUGUCCCUGGGAGGGGGCAGUGCGGAGUGGAAGGGGUUCCCGGGGCUGGGGGUGGGGGGUCGUGCGUGCUGCGGGGCCACGACGGCCCGUGUGCGCAGUAAGAGUCUGCUGCGGGCUUGCUGCUGCGUUGCCACGGAAACCACACCCCAGCCAAUCAGGCCGAGCCCCCUGCCUGUCAUCAAGGUGCACAUGCUCUCUCUGUGCGAGAAUGGGGAGGCUGUGUAACCACGGCGACCAGGGAUCCUGCAACCAGCCCUGACUCAGCGCACUCUGAACUCCUAAACUAAACAAGAACCAGGAUUCAAGUGUUAGGAAUUGGAAACUGUUGGGAGGGGAAAAUAUUUCUCCAAAAUCCUGGAACAAAGAAAGAACUGGAGUCCUUCCCAGAGCCGCUUCUCAAUGGGACUUGUGACUGUGCUCAUCAGACCCCUGGUGUUACUCAAUCAAAACUGAGGGGUAAAGAAAGCAUUUCAGGAGUCUGCAGUUCACAGAAUACUGCUGGACAGGACUCUCUUGUAAAUGAGUAUUUCUGUACAGCACUAGCCCCGGUCUUCUCCAGAGUGGGCGUGUCUAAUCCCUCUCCUAACUCCUCCCACUGCUAGCUGAGCUCACAGUUCUGACUAAUUGAUCCUCUGUCCUCCAUGUGUUCUAGAAUCCCUGUUAUGAUGUCACUGCUUUGCACAAGGGAAUGGGAAGCACAGCAUUGAAGCCAAGACAGACAGAACUAUGAGCAACACCAAAUGCCUUCCUUUAUAAAAGUGUCCCUAAAUAAAAGCAUUGCACAUUACUGUAGUAAAGCAUGGUAAAGAUAGAUACAGCAAUGUAAAGCCCAGUGAGGUAUGGCAAAGCAUAUUACAUAAACAUGGCAAACCAUGGUAAAUGAUGGUAAAGACUAACCAGUGUGCAAAUUUACUGUGGUAACUGAUUUUAAAGUGUUAUCUUGAAGCCUAUGCAAAGACAAAUCCAGAUCUUAUCAGAGGAAUACGAACAUGUCUAACUGCAGAACCAGCUGAGCUGCAGGGAGGCAGGCGGGUGCAGGUUCUUUUUUUGAGUCGGUAUUCUAUUACUCUCUUGCCUCUAAGAGCCCUGAGACUGUGAUUGUGCAGUAAUUCAUGUUUUAUUGUGACACGCACCGGCAGUUUGAAUAUUCGCACAGACAAUACAACUAAAAGCCAAUGCUAAACGAAAAACACUUUGAUUAAAAUAAAUCCUGUGGAAGGACGCAAAGCUAAGACAUGAAUGUAAAAAUCUGACCUUGGCAUCCUUGGCAGUUUGAUCAGGAUGGGGGCUGGGAUGUGGAUAUGGAUGUGUGGCGUGUGCACACAGCUCUCUGAAUGUCUUGUUUGAUGUUAAAUUCUACUUCUCUAUGUUGAUUUUGGCCGUGCCAUUUCAACAGCUGCUCUUCCAUAAUUACAGAGCGAGUCUUCACAUUAUAAAUCACUUACCGUAUGAGAGAUCAGCCAAUCACUGGAAAGGAUUCCAGUACAUCUGCUCUUGUGUAUCAAUGUCAUCCCAUGCAGGGAACAUAUGCCACCAUCCUGAAGCUUAAAAAACAAUAGCAGAGUACAGUCUUUGUAUUUCUGAUUCCAUGUAUGUUGAUCAGCCUUGCUUUGUGUUCCUCUCGUUCAAAUUGCACGAGAUGACAUCUCUUUUAACUGUAAGACACGUCCUGCACACGAUGAAAAAUUACCUGUCAAAAUGGCUGGGAUUCGAAAAUGAAUCCAAUCUUUUCCUUUUCAUAAUCCAACUGGAUUCAAAACUAAUGCCCAAAGGAUUCUUUUUCUCAUGGAUUGGGAAUGUUUCACGUAGCAAAUAUAUGACUUUAUCUGUCUCCCCUUCAGGCCCUGACUUCACAAAUGUGGAUUUCAAAUUCUGUGUUCAAUAAAUCAAAUGACUCUUGAGUAUAAUGUUAAAAGAGAAGUUUAAAAUCAAUUUAUUUAGCUUAUAUAUUUUGAUAAUGUUUCAGAAAACGUCGGGACUGAAGCGGAUAGAUGUUUUCAUCUUAAAAGGAACAGUUUGUUUAAUUUUAUAAUAUAAAAUAAAAUAUAUAUGUGCAGUAUGUGCGGUAAGGGCUGUUCCUGCACCCCCAGUUACUGCUCCCAGUGCUCCCAGUCUGGGAUAGCAGCUGUCAGAGUGACGCUCCCAGUGAUCUGGGGGACGUCAGGCAAUGGUUUCCAGUUUAAAUGUUGUACUUCCUGUGUGUUUUGAUGUCAUGUGUUGGAGUAAAACAAGAAGAUAUUUUAA